GCGGGGAUGAUCAAUCCUCUUCUUGCUAGGGACGGCGUCCAAUCUGCUUCUGGCUCUGCCGUCAAGUCCAUAAGCAUCUCCCGGGCUCUGCUGUGGACCUUCUCCUGCUCCACCGAGAGCAAUCAUGGGCGAUGGGGUGGUGUAUCCUUCUGUCUUCGUGGUGGACGGCCAGCAGCACGGGGUCCCCUUUGUCCCGCCCAUGAGGAGGAAGCGACGGGUGUGUUUGCACAGCCAGUUCUUCCUGGCCUCUCUGGUCAUCUUAGCCCUGGCUGGUGUGGCCACCGAAGGCUAUUUCCUGAUCCGCUUCCAGAAAGAGCUGGAGAAGGCGACGUCCCAGGUUGGGGAGGAAGCAGGGGCCAUCUCCGAGAAGUCCAUUCAAGACCGGAAACUUCACGCUGAGAAGCCAGCAGCUCACGUCUUGGGUGCAGCCUUCACCACCUCUGGGAACGGUUCUCUGCAGUGGGAACACAGUAAGGACUGGGCUUUCCUGCAUGACAUGCGUUACCAGGGCGGCUCCCUGGUCUGCAUCAAGCCGGGCUACUAUUACAUCUACUCCAAGAUCCAUCUCAUGGCGCAGAGCUGCUCUCAGCAGGACCAGAAUUCCGUUAUCUAUCAUAGCAUCUAUAAGAAGACCCCCAGGUAUGUCGAGGAGAUGAAACUGGUGGAGAACCUGAUCCUUUUCUGCGAUGGGAAGGACAACAGGUUCUGGCGGCAAAACAGCUUCCUCGGAGGAAUCUUCCACCUGGAGGAGGAGGAGCAGAUUUACGUCAAGGUGUCACAGAGACAGAUGCUACAGGUCAGAGACGGCACCAGGUCUUAUUUCGGCACCUUCAUGAUCUGAGCAGGCCCUUCCCACAGCUGCAAGUGCUGGGUUUUGGGUUGAGGCCUUGUGCUUUUUAAUCUUCCACUGGAACAUGGACCAUCCCUCUGACCCAGCACCCCCCAAAAUACUGUUGCACCUUCCCGGUCUAAUACGCUCCCCAGACUGGAUCCGGCUCGUGAGGUUAACUUCAGAGGCUGGUCACAGAGCUCAGAAGAAGGAAGGGUGGGCUUCCAGCUGAGGCGUUGUACUAGGAAUCAGGACUCCGGGGGCCUCGUCCUAGCUCUGCUACUGACUUGCUGUGUGACCUCAGUCCAGACACUUUCUCUCUGUAUGGCUUGCUGCACAAAAAUGCCGCCUCACGAGGGCAUCCCGAAGCUUAAGCUGCACGGAGUGCUUUGGACGGAAGAGACUCUAGUAAGCAGUAGAUCGGUCCAGGGGGAGGUCACUGAACUGGGAGUCAGGACUCCUGGGUUCUAUCCCCAGCUGUGCCACCCACCUGCCUUUCUGUACCUCCAUUUCCCUAGCUGCAAAAAAGGGAUGCUGGUUCUCCCUUACCCUUGUGUUAUAGGCCAUAAUGCUCUCCCCUGCGUAGCUGGCCACUGUCCCGCCAUCAGGUCCAGCGGUUUUCAAAUAGCUUCGAAAGCCAAGAUGAGCUUUGAAAGUGGAGAGACAAAGAAACUGGCUACCCCAAGGGACUAUGGGACAUUUUGCCUCCAGGUCGCCAAGGCCGGCCGACCCUCAGCCACUGUAUAUCAGUGUAACUUCAAUCAUUCCAUGCUUGUUUGUGCCAGCUGACCGGGUGUUGGAGGGAGGGAAGUGUAUUUAAUUGGCUUGCCGUUCUGCUUAGCAACUGAUGGUGCUUGACGGGAUCAAAUCCUGCCGUUCCCUUUGCUCACGGGGAAGAUCCUGAUUCGGGCACCUCCCGUUGAGGGUCUGACCUGAGGAGUCUGCCCGAGGAAGAGCGUCAGGGAGCCGUCUCGUCAGCUGGUGCAAAUCAGCAUGGCUGCGAUGGGGCAAUAUCCCUGCCGAGGCUCGGGCCCUCGCUAUUUAGCCCCGCGUCUCCGCCCUUGGCGAGAACGGGCCAAGUUCUCCUCUCACUCGCUGCGGUGUGAAUCCGGAGGAAGUUCGCGGAAGGGGCGCCGAUGUAAGACUUAGCCGAGGGGAGGAUCCUGCGUGACGGGCCCAGAUCUCCGGCGGGGAGACGUUAGUGUCGAUUCAUCGGAGUCCUUGGGGCGAAGCGGAUUUCCAGUCGCUGGGGAUGUGGCCCGGGUCCCGCCAUUCCCUGUGCUGCUUUAUGUGCCGUGAAUGUAUGUAAGUGUGUGCACCUAUUUAUUUUCCAAUGAGUAUUCCCUGAUAUUCAGGGAGCAGCUGUAUCUAAGGGUUAUUUAUCCAUUACCCCAGGGC
Molecule: messenger RNA, 2227 nt
Organism: Chrysemys picta bellii (western painted turtle)
Lineage: Eukaryota; Metazoa; Chordata; Testudines; Emydidae
Gene: TNFSF14
Product: TNF superfamily member 14
Biological process (GO): immune response
Cellular component (GO): membrane
Molecular function (GO): tumor necrosis factor receptor binding
Source: RefSeq, a predicted model, not a curated record